This is a messenger RNA of Thamnophis elegans (Western terrestrial garter snake), 4812 nucleotides long. RefSeq names its product alpha-2-macroglobulin-like. Gene Ontology annotation, molecular function: endopeptidase inhibitor activity. The record is from RefSeq and is a predicted model, not a curated record. The coding region runs from base 55 to 4533 and encodes 1492 amino acids. NCBI's taxonomy places the organism in Eukaryota, Metazoa, Chordata, Lepidosauria, Squamata, Natricidae. The transcript is spliced from 36 exons. Gene Ontology annotation, cellular component: extracellular region.
CAGUGGGGAGAAUGGUCAGAGGCCUUUGCUUUGCACAUCAGGCAUCCAACCACCAUGGGGAAGGGAUGGAUCUGGAGGAUGCCCAUCCUCUCCCUGCUGCUGCUAGUGAUUCUUCCUCCUUGGUUUUCUUUGGCCGAUAACACUGAACCGCAAUACUUGAUCCUGGUGCCCUCUGAAAUUCGGACAGAGACCUCUGAGAAUGUUUGUGUCCAGAUGAUCCAUUUGAACGAGACCGUGACUUUGAGUAUCACCCUAGAAUUUGAGGACAAGAACAUAAGCUUGGCUGAAGUGGAGAUGGCGGCUGGGAAGGACAUCUUCCAGUGUGUUUCAUUCCAGCUUCCCAAGUUGACUCGUUCCUCAAGCAAUUCUCCACGCUCUUUUACAAGAUAUUACAGCUCUAGAGGGCUCCACAAGGAUCUUCUCAGGGUGGUACUGAAGGGACAAACGUUGAACAUAGUGCAACAUGAGCUGGUCACAAUCAGAAACCCAAAGGACCUACUUGUUGUUCAGACAGACAAGCCCAUCUACAAGCCAGGACAGGAAGUGAAGAUUCGCAUUGUCUGUCUGCAGGAAGACUUCCGUCCCAUAAAUAAGAAGAUUCCUUUAAUUUACAUCCAGGACCCCAGGAACAACCGUGUAUUCCAGUGGAAUGAUGUUCAGCUCAGCAUGGGUCUCGCCCAGCUGGCAUUCCCCCUGUCUUCGGAGCCUGCCUUAGGCACCUACAAAUUGAUGGUAGAAAAAUCCUCCACGGACAUUACUCAGCAGCCAUUUAAUGUGGAAGAAUAUGUAUUACCCAAAUUUGAAGUUUCGGUGAAUGCAUCAAAGCAAAUCUCAGUUCUAGCCACAAAAUUCGAAGUGACCGUUUGUGGGAGGUAUACCUAUGGGAAACCUGUCCCUGGCCUGGUGAAUAUGACCAUCUGCCGUCUCUAUCAGCAAUAUAAUCCAUGUCCAGAGAGAGACGUGAAAGUGUGUGAAGAGUACAGCAGAGAGGCAAACGGGCAGGGGUGUUUCUCCAAGGUGGUAGAAACCAAGAUGUUUCAUCUGAAGCAAAAUGAUUUGGAAAAGAGUAUUACGGUAGAAGGCAAGAUCACCGAGGAAGGCACAGGGGUGGUAAGGACAAGUGUGAUCAUCAUAACCAUCACUUCGACAGUGAGCAAACUGAGUUUUGAAAACGCAGAGCCUUAUUAUAAGCCUGGGAUCCCCCUUUUCCUGCAGAUGAAACUGGUGGAUGGUAUGGAUGUGCCAAUGGCUAAUGAGAGCAUUGCGGUUACAGUACCUUCUGUGGAAUACACAGCCAGGUACACAACCAAUGAGGAAGGACGAAUACAGUUUUCCAUAGAUACAUCUAACUUCACAGAGGAGUCCAUCAAUUUGCAGGCCGUUUACAAAGAAAAUGAAAGCUGUGAACAUUCAGUCCCCAUUUAUCAUCAGCGUGACUCGCACACAGUAAACCGAUUUUACUCACCAAGUCAAAGUUACCUCCACAUUGACCCUCUGCCAAAAACAUUUAGCUGUGGCAGCACAGAGCAAAUUCGAGUGCAUUUUAUCCUGGAUCCAAAUGCGGUGAAGAAGGAAAUUAUCUUUUAUUAUUUGGUGAUGACUAAGGGAGACAUCAAACGAUCUGGGACUCACACACAGCCAAUCCAGGGAAAAGAACCCAAAGGCGACUUCCUUUUGGAUCUCUUGGUAGAUGUUGACACUGCACCCAUAACCCGCUUGUUCCUCUACACCAUUUUGCCCAGCGGAGAACUUGUUGCUCACUCAAGAGAUUUCACUGUAGAAAAGUGUUUCCCCAACAAGGCCAGACUGUGGUUCUCUGAUCAACAAGGCCUGCCUGGCCAGAAAACUCAACUCCAUCUUGCUGCUUCCCCUGGCUCCCUCUGUGCUUUCAAUGCUGUUGACCAGAGUAUCUUUCUGUUGAAACCUGAAGCUGAGCUUUCCCAUGAGAAGAUCUAUGCAUUGCUACCAGUCUCUUCUUCACAUGAGCUACACUUUGAAAAUGAAUGGAAGCCGUGCAUCAAAAUGGAAAAUAUUGAAGUGGGUGGUAUCCGUUAUCGCCCUAUCCCUUUUUCUCAUGAGGAAGCCGAUGUUUCCAAAAUUCUUAAGGGCUUGGGUUUAAAAGUUUUUACUAGCACUAAAAUACUAAAGCCGAACAUAUGCCAUUCCUAUCCUAGAGUAACUUACGGAUACCCCAGUCUGCACUUUGGAGUACCCGCAAGGCUCGUUGAUUCAAGGAUUGGUCAUGACAUUUCUAGUAAUUUCGUUUAUAGUCUUCCACAUAGAGAAGAUGAAAGGAUGCCUGCUGAGACUGUCAGAAUGGAGUUCCCUGAAACGUGGUUGUGGGACUUGGUGAUAAUAGAAGAUUCUAAAGCCACGUCUGUUCCUGUGACCAUCCCGGACACCAUCACCGAAUGGAAAGCUGGAGCUUUCUGUCUUUCAGCAGACGUAGGCUUUGGCCUGGCCCAAGCCACUUAUCUAAAGGCCUUCCAGCCAUUCUUCAUUGAACUUACCAUGCCAUACUCUGUGGUGCGAGGAGAAACCUUCCCACUCAAGGCUACUGUCUUCUCCUACCAGACUCACAACAUCCGGGUCAAAAUAUCUCUGGCUCCCUCUGCUGGCUUUGAGGCGAUCUCUCUGAAAAAGGAGGAAGAAUCUUACUGCAUUGGUGCAAAUGGAAGGAUAACAGUGUCUUGGACAGUGUCUCUGACAUCACUUGGUGAAGUGAAUUUCACAGCCAGUGCUGAGGCCCUGAGUUCAGAUGAACCUUGUGGGAAUGAAUUGGUGGAAACACGCAGCAUAAAGCGAAAAGACGUUGUGAUCAAAACACUUUUAGUUGAGCCUGAAGGGAUCGAGAAAGAGGUGGUCUUCAACUCUGUCAUCUGUACACAAGGAGACGCACAGUCGGAAUCUAUUUCUUUGAAGGUGCCAGAAAAUGUUGUGGAAGGCUCUGCCAGGGCGACAUUUUGUGUGCUUGGAGACAUUCUAGGAGGCGCGAUAAAGAACCUCAAUCAACUUCUCAAGAUGCCAUACGGCUGUGGGGAGCAGAACAUGGCCCUCUUUGCCCCCAAUAUCUACAUCCUGAACUAUCUCAAUCAGACUGGACAACUGACCGAGGAAAUCAAAUCCAAGGCCAUUGGAUAUUUAGUGACAGGCUAUCAGAGGCAACUAAACUACAAGCAUCAUGACGGUUCCUACAGCACCUUUGGAGAACGGAGCUCAGAGAUAGGAAAUACCUGGUUGACUGCUUUUGUGCUGAAGAGUUUCACUCAGGCGGCAUCCUUCAUCUCCAUGGACCAAAAACAUAUCAUUGAUGCUCAGAAUUUACUGGCAAUCAGGCAGUUGGCAGAUGGUUCCUUCCUAAAAGUGGGGUCACUGCUGAACAACGCACUAAAGGGUGGAGUUGAUGACAGUGUUUCUCUUACGGCCUAUAUCACCAUAGCUUUACUGGAAAUGCCUCUGCCUCGCACGAACUUUUUGGUACAAAAUGCCUUGCGCUUCUUGGAGACAGAGGCCCAGAAGGAAGAGAUCCAUGUUUACCUUCAGGCUCUGAUGGCGUACGCCUUUACUCUGGCAGAGAAUGAGGAGAAGAGGCAAGAAAUGUUGGACUCCCUUCAGAAACUAGCCGUGAAGGAAGAAGAUGGCUCCAUCCAUUGGGAGAGACCUGAGAAGCAAAAGAAGACACUCGAUCUCCCAUACUACCACCCCCGCGCUCCCUCUGCUGAGGUAGAGAUGACCUCCUACGUUCUACUUGCUUACGUGGCCAAAAAACCAUCCCCUUCCCAGGAAGAAUUGACGAUAGCAACUACCAUCGUCAAAUGGUUGACCAACCAACAGAAUCCCAAUGGAGGAUUCUCUUCUACACAGGAUACAGUGGUGGCUCUCCAGGCCCUCUGCCAGUACAAGACAAUUACUUAUUCCAAGGACAGAGCUGGCGCCGAAGUGACCUUGAGUUCCGGAGAUGUUGCCCUGAGAAAAUUCCAUAUAGACAGCACCAACUCUCUGCUGCUUCAGUGCCAAGAUCUGCCCUCAGUGCCAGGGGACUACACGGCUGAGGUGACCGGGUGCGUCUUUAUGCAGACCAGCUUGAGGUACAACAUCCAACCACCCCGAGAGGAUGCACCAUUCAAUUUGCUUGUGCAGACGGUUCCCCAAAAUUGCACAGGACCUAAAGCCCACCAGAACUUUGAUAUUGCUAUCCAAGUCAGUUACACAGGCCAACGUGUGGUGUCCAACAUGGCAAUUGUCCAGAUUAAGAUGCUAUCCGGAUACAUCCCGGUGAAAUUCACUGUAAAGUUGCUGGAAAAUCAUCCUGCCAUCCAGCGGACUGAAAUUGCAACCACCCAGGUUCUCCUGUAUUUGGAAGAGGUCAGCAAUAUUACCCAGAGUUUCAUCUUCAGAGUGGAGCAGGAGACUCCUGUCCAAGGCCUGAAGCCUGCCUUGGUGAAAGUUUAUGAUUAUUAUGAAACAGAUGAUUUUGCCAUCUCGGAGUAUAUCGCCCCCUGCAGCACAGACGAAAAUGUCAAAAACAAUUAAACAAGAAAAUCUCUGGCCAGACCACAACUAUUGACCAAAGAAGAGAAUCAAGGAAGAAUCAACCAAUUGUGCUGCCCUCCACAUUUUUUCCUAUACAAAAACCCACUAAAUGUUAUGUGCCUGAAUUAUACUGUCUUCCAGGAGACUGGCUACAUACAGUUUCACCAGCGAUGGUAACAGAAAACCGGGGUGUAGAUCGCCAAUGGAGAUCUAGAGCAGAAAUAUUUUUUUUUCUUUCUACAAUCGUUGGAUGAAAUAAAACAAGGUUUUUGUAUUCCA